AUGGUUCGUGACUCGUUCGUUGCCUACAUGGAUCACCGAACCGAGCAGAUCCGCAUGGUGCUUCUUAUGGAUCGAGACUUCAAAGUGGCCGCGGGAGGCAAGGAGACCGAAGGCAUCCCCACCGGCCUCAUAAUUACCAAUACACAACAGUAAGUUCUUUGGGAUCCAACUUUCAUGCUCUCUACAUUUUGCAGUGAGCUCCAUCUCAAGUGUCGUCGAGUGCAGGACACGGCCACGUGGAAGGCGAUCAUUGAGCAGUCGAUGUCGGGAAUCGGAAACGUGUGGCUGCAGCCGCACCGCUUCUCCUCCUCGUUCCCGGUGCGCGAGAAUUGCCACGCCAAAUGGUUCGUCGACGCGAAGCCGUACAUGGAAUACGCGGCCGACAUGAUGGAGCUGGCGCGCGAGGAGAUAUUCAUCGCCGACUGGUGGCUUAGCCCCGAGAUCUACAUGAAGCGGCCGGCGCUCGAGGGCAACUACUGGCGACUCGACGAGAUUCUGAAGCGAAAAGCCGAGCAGGGCGUCAAGGUCUUCAUCUUGCUGUACAAGGAGAUGGAGAUGGCGUUGGGACUGAACAGUAUCUACACGAAACGGACCCUGCAGAACCUGCAUCCGAACAUCAAAGUGAUGAGACAUCCGGAUCACUAUCCGUCCACCGGCACUUUCUUCUGGGCUCACCACGAGAAACUGUUGGUCAUCGAUCAACUCAUCUCGUUUGUCGGAGGCGUCGAUCUAUGCUUCGGACGAUGGGACGAUCACAGACAUCUUCUCACCGACCUCGGCUCCGUACAGUACUCGGGAGCCCAUCAGGUGAACACCAACAUGGCGAGUGGCCUGAGAAGUCUGAUGACCGCGCCGCUCACUCUCUCGCCGCUCGGACUCGAGGAGCACGAGAAGGUGACGCCGAGGAAUCAUGUGGAGGUGAAGGAGCCGAGUCCGGAGUCGGAAUACGAAGCCGCCGAAGAGAACGAGACGAGUGAGCCGGAGCCGGAGGAAAAGAGCAACGUCACCGAAGAAACAGUGUUUACGGACAAAGAGACGGGCGGUGUGGUCGUGCGGACUCUUAACCGGUUUCCGGUCGACGAGGCGGUCCGUCACUCGAGCCCCGCCGAUCCGCAAAAGAAUUGGAAAGAGACGAAGACGACGGUCGUCGAGUCGACCACCUCUUCCGGAGGCCUCGUCACCAAGACCACCACCACCACAACGACCGUGAAAGUGGUGAAGGACAAUUCGGAGAAGAGCAAGAAGGAUAUCCGACGCGUCGUGUCCAGCCUGGACCGUCAACGCAAGCACGUUCCCCGAGAAAUCCUCGACAAAGCAGGCCCCGCGCCCUCGAUGAUGGAGAAGUGUGCGAAGAGCGGAAUGGACUUUGCGCAGGCGGCCGAGAAGUACAAAGAGUACGUGGCAAGCGGGGCGGUGCAGAAGGAGAAGCACCGGGCACAGACGCCGCCGAAUCGGAGGAAAACGAAGAAGGACGGGAGGAUCUCGAGAGCCGUCGGCAACUGGAAAUCGAAUCGGGCGAAGAGAAAGUGGAAGCAGAUGUUGGAGAGUGACGAAGCGACGAUGGGCUACGAGCUGGAUUGGUUGCGGCUGAGAGAAAUGGACGAGAAGGAGGGAGAAGAUCAGAUUGACGGGGGUGUCAAGCUCUGGUACGGAAAGGAUUACGUCAACUACAUCGCCAAGGAUUUCGUGGAGGUCGACAUGCCGUUCCACGAUUUUAUCGAUCGAGGAACGACCCCCCGGAUGCCGUGGCACGAUAUCCACUCGGUGACGUUCGGAGCACCCGCCCGCGACGUCGCCCGUCACUUUAUCCAGCGGUGGAAUGCGACAAAGACCGAGAAGUUGAAGGACGACUCCAACUACCCGUGCCUCCUGCCGAAAAGCUACGAAAACGUGCGAGUGCCACGUGUCUUCAAGACUGCCAACGCCUCCGAAAUGGUCAAUGUUCAGGUUGAGCCUUUUUUCAGAAUUGAUGAGAAAAUUGCAAAAGUUUAGGUGCUCCGAUCGCUCUCCAAAUGGUCGGGAUUGCUCAAUCAGACAGAGGACUCGAUUCAAAUGGCCUAUUUGUCGCUGAUUGCCAAUUCGAAGGUAUUCUGAAUUCCGAAUGUUCUGAAUCAUCGAUAACAUCCGUGAUUCAGCACUACGUCUACAUUGAAAACCAAUUCUUCGUCUCGAUGAUCGACUCGAACGACGUGACGAACGAGAUUUGCAAGGUCAUCUACAACCGCAUCGUUCGGGCCUACAAGUAAGCCGCGGGACUGUAGCCUUUGCAGAUUUUCAAUAUUUUAGAGAAAAAGAGAACUUCCGCGUGUACAUCAUGAUUCCGCUGCUUCCGGGAUUCGAGGGCGACGUCGGCGCGCCGGGCGGAUCCUCUCUUCAGGCCGUACUUCACUGGACGUACCUCUCGUUGAGCCAGGGACCGAACUCGUUGAUUCAACGACUGAAGGCGGUGAUGCCGGAUCCCUUCAAGUACAUUCACGUCGGAUCGCUGAGGACUUAUGAUCAGUUGGGACAGAAAUUGGUAGGCUUUUCAGGGACCAGCACUUUGACUCUUCGACCUUUUCGAUCCCAACUCAUUGGGCCACUAUAUCUCUAGAUGAGAUGAACCGAUCGAACUGAAACUUUCGAGUUAGAUAGUCCAAUCCAAGUUUGAUAAUCUUUCAAAUUACGGUCCCACUGAAUGAUUGAUAAUUGAUGAGCAAGUAUGUUAAAAGUAUAGGAAGAUCAAUACUUCCUCGUUCUUUUUUUGCGAAAUUUCCAACACUUUUUUAUCACGUUGUGUUUGCAUAGCCGCUCGCAAACGCCCGCAAACAUCGUCAUAAACGCCCUUCCUCACAGUUUCUAAUACUAUAUUUUUGCAGGUAUCCGAACUGGUGUAUAUUCACUGCAAACUGCUCAUCGUGGAUGAUGAUACGGUCAUCAUCGGAUCGGCGAAUAUCAAUGAUAGAUCACAGGUAUUCAGAAUUGA
Caenorhabditis sp. 36 PRJEB53466 is the source of this 2965-nucleotide messenger RNA. NCBI's taxonomy places the organism in Eukaryota, Metazoa, Nematoda, Chromadorea, Rhabditida, Rhabditidae. The record is from the annotation of a GenBank genome assembly.